AUGUCAUCAGAACACCCCGUGGUGCCGCCAGCCCCUGUGACAACGAGCAGGUCUCCAGUGUUUGUGUCUCCCUACAACUGUACGUACCGGGGGCAGAGGGCGAGUCCAGGGGAGUGCAGAACGUUCGGAGACCGGGGGAUGGACCGCUGGCUCUGUGCCUCCAACGGCGGCCGGUUCAAGUGCAGGAUGUGCCAGUCCUCUGGGCCAGACCUCUGUCCUGUCAUGUGUGGCCUUUGUGACGCCCCGUGCAAAGGAAAGAAGUGUCUCAACGGAGAGUUGGACCCGGAUACCUGCAAGUGCGCAUGCACGAAACACUACACAGGAGACACCUGUGAUGAGAUGGACUGUCCAGACAAAGACAAGUGGUCAUGUGUCUACUACAAGAAGGUUUACUGUAGGAUCUUCCCGAGUAUCCCCGUCAAGUGUCCCUACCUGUGUGGCAUCUGUACAAAGCACAAAAUGUCGCCAUAA
Molecule: messenger RNA, 471 nt
Organism: Aplysia californica (California sea hare)
Lineage: Eukaryota; Metazoa; Mollusca; Gastropoda; Aplysiida; Aplysiidae
Product: cysteine-rich venom protein Mr30
Exons: 4
Coding region: 1-471 (156 amino acids)
Source: RefSeq, a predicted model, not a curated record